Cololabis saira (Pacific saury) is the source of this 698-nucleotide messenger RNA. Its product is annotated as peptidyl-prolyl cis-trans isomerase B. Gene Ontology annotation, molecular function: peptidyl-prolyl cis-trans isomerase activity. Lineage: Eukaryota; Metazoa; Chordata; Actinopteri; Beloniformes; Belonidae. Bases 34 to 684 code for a protein of 216 amino acids. Gene Ontology annotation, biological process: protein folding; protein peptidyl-prolyl isomerization. The transcript has 5 exons. Gene Ontology annotation, cellular component: intracellular membrane-bounded organelle. The record is from RefSeq and is a predicted model, not a curated record.
CUUUAAGCCCCGCCUGCUCCGUAGACGGUUCUGAUGGUCCGACUGCUGGAGCGGAGGAUGAAGCUGUUCGUGGCCGCCGCGCUGCUGCUGGGCUCGGUUCUGCUGCUGCUGCUGCCCGGCCCGGGGGCCGCGGACGACAAGAAGAAGGGGCCCAAAGUGACGGCCAAGGUUUACUUUGACAUGAAGAUCGGAGACGAGGAGGUCGGCCGGAUCGUCAUCGGCGUCUUCGGGAAAACCGUUCCCAAGACGGUGGACAACUUUGUUGCCCUGGCGACGGGAGAGAAAGGAUUCGGCUACAAGGGCAGCAAGUUCCACCGGGUCAUCAAGCAGUUCAUGAUCCAGGGAGGAGACUUCACCAGGGGGGACGGGACCGGGGGGAAGAGCAUCUACGGGGACCGGUUCCCUGACGAGAACUUCAAGCUGAAGCACUACGGCGCCGGCUGGCUCAGCAUGGCCAACGCCGGCAAAGACACCAACGGCUCCCAGUUCUUCAUCACCACCGUGCAGACGCCCUGGCUGGACGGCAAGCACGUGGUGUUCGGCAAGAUCCUGGAGGGCAUGGACGUGGUCAACAAGAUCGAGGCCACCAAGACAGACGGCCGGGACAAACCGCUGAAGGACGUCGUCAUCCACGACUCGGGCGUGAUCGAGGUGGAGAAGCCGUUCGCCGUGGCCAAGGAGUAGACGGGGGGUCUGGG